AUGGCUGCUAUUGCAAAUAAGCCAUUGUUUGGCCCUACUGCUGUCAAACUUCCCCUUUUUUGUCCAACUGCUUUUUUUGUACAACAAUAUAACAUACCUUUAGCCUUUCAGAUCAAUGUAUUCCUCUGUGGAAGGGUGGUAAUUGGAUGCUACAUGCUCCAUAUCCCUAGGAAUUUUCCUUCAGCAUUGCCAGAAAAUUACCAGUACAGCUUUUCAAGGGGGAAAAUGCAGCGGAGAGAGCGGAAAGCUGAGUUGCGAGGUGAGAUAGAGAAUGAAGAGGGCAAUUUCUGGGUUACGAGCUGGUGCAAGAUUAGAUUAAAUGAGGCGGACUUCGGGUUCGGAAAGCCUGCGUGGAUUGGUCCCACGGAUGGGAAAGAACCACCUCCUGGGUUUAUGAACUUUUUCACUCUCACUGAUUAUUGUCAUUCUAUUAAUGGUGAUGGAAUUGAAUCAUGGUUGAUGUUAGAGGAGAAAGAAAUGCAAACUUUUGAGUCUAACCCGGAUUUCCUUGCUUUUGCUUAUCCUAAUUAA
Chenopodium quinoa (quinoa) is the source of this 531-nucleotide messenger RNA. RefSeq names its product BAHD acyltransferase At5g47980-like. Bases 1 to 531 code for a protein of 176 amino acids. Lineage: Eukaryota; Viridiplantae; Streptophyta; Magnoliopsida; Caryophyllales; Amaranthaceae. The transcript has 3 exons. The record is from RefSeq and is a predicted model, not a curated record.